Molecule: messenger RNA, 453 nt
Organism: Heterostelium album PN500
Lineage: Eukaryota; Evosea; Eumycetozoa; Acytosteliales; Acytosteliaceae
Exons: 4
Coding region: 1-453 (150 amino acids)
Biological process (GO): CTP biosynthetic process; GTP biosynthetic process; UTP biosynthetic process
Molecular function (GO): nucleoside diphosphate kinase activity
Source: RefSeq, a predicted model, not a curated record
AUGAGUAGCAGUAUUAGUAGAUAUACUUUGGCAAUAAUCAAACCUGAUAUUUUAAUCAGACAAUCGCAAUGUCUUGAUUCGAUCAUUCAAAAAAUAGAAACAAAGUUUAACAUUGUCAAUAGAAAACAAAUAGUUUUAUCAAUAUCAGAGGCAGAGCAAUUCUACAAUGAUCACAGAGGUAAAUUCUUCUAUGAAAGAUUAGUGGGUUUCAUGUCACGAGGUCCAAUCAUACCGAUGGUACUAAGUGAAAAGAAUUCACAAGUAGAUUCAAUAAAGAGUUGGAGAGAGUUUAUAGGUCCAACACAUGCUGAAAAUGCAAGAAAAUUAGAUUGUCUAAGAGGAGAAUAUGGUUUUUCAGAUACAUGGAAUGGAUUUCAUGGUUCAGGUUCACAUGAUGAAGCUUUAAAUGAGAUAAAGUUUUUCUUUCCAGACUUUGAUAAAACAAAUCAAUAA